AUCCGAAGCAUCUUCAAGGCUAACGUGUAGUCUUCUGCUCUGUAAAUUGUGGCCUCUCUGACCACUUCUUUGCCAGCAUAUCAAAUAUUUGACUAUUGUUGAUUUGCUUCUAGUUUGGACGUACCCUUAGUCGUCUGAUGUUUUUAUCAAGACCUGCUCUUUCGCGAGCGGCCUUGAUCUCGCGCCGGAGGCAUGAUCCUUUUGUAUCUUUAUGCUUCAAGUCAUCGACGACAAAAGGAUCUCUCUGCCAUAAUUUACUCCGUUCAAAUCACGUAGCACGGUUUUUUGCAACUGCUACCUCUUCUCAUGCUACCCAGGACCUCAGACAAUCACCGACUGUAUUUUGGCGGAUUCUCGGGUUCUGUGCAAUCUCGAUCGUCUUCACCACUGCGGGCUUUGCUGUGGCAGCGGCGCCGGUGUUUUCAGCAAUUGAUGAAUACCUUUCACAUCCUUCCGAUGCUGAGACGCUUUCUAUGUUCAAACCAUAUGACGAGAAGUCGUCUGAAGUUGACCAGUAUAUAAAGACUCACCCACUUGCUGUCAGUCUUCGGAAAAACCCAGCACUUUCCGAGUCAAGGCCCCAUUUCAAAAUUCCUUCAGCUUAUUUAAGCCACAACUUCACCAGUGGAACUUUAGCCGGUGAACGCAAGAUAGUGGUUCCACCAUACGCAUGGACUGAUGCAAACGGAGACAACUUGACUUCAAUUACAUAUCUGGGCCCUGAUGUUUGCGGCCACUCUGGAAUUGUACAUGGCGGUCUCUUGGCGACAAUUCUUGACGAAGGGCUCGCAAGGUGUUGCUUUCCUGCACUACCAAACAAAGUGGGAUUGACAGCUAAGCUGAAUAUCAAUUAUCGCAAUCCCGCUCUGGCCGGUUCGUUUGUCGUACUAAAAGCAAAAACAGUAAAAACUGAAGGGCGUAAAGCGUGGGUUGAAGGGCGUCUUGAAACACUCGCUGAAAAUGGAAAAAAAUCGAUACUCCUGGCAGAGGCCGACGCCCUCUUUGUGGAACCCAAGCAAGCAGCUGCCAUGGCUAGGUUCUACAGCUAAUCGGACUCUGUUCAGCUUUGUAUCUUAUUCAACCGAUACAUUUGCGCUGAGAAACCCUGCCCUUCCAAUCGCCUCUACUUAAGUUACUAGCAAAUACUCAAAAGUCGCCCUCCGCCUUUCGAAAACAAGAAGGCAGCUGAAGAACUCGAGCGCGCUACGGACUUUUAACGUUACCUUCCACCUCUCCCUCCACGAUAUUUCUAGUUAGAUCUUCCUUAUAGAACAUAGAAAGCAGUCGUAUCAUUGCUGCCAGCGCAAUGAAAUUUUUAGAUCAAUAGAGGCCUUAACACCACCGAGCAUGAAUCUUUUAUUAUGUAUAUUUUUUAUAUAUACAUAUAUCUGUAUCUCGUCAAAUUUGUGGAAAAUAAAAACCUCCC
This is a messenger RNA of Xylona heveae TC161, 1426 nucleotides long. RefSeq lists its product as hypothetical. The transcript is spliced from 3 exons. NCBI's taxonomy places the organism in Eukaryota, Fungi, Ascomycota, Xylonomycetes, Xylonales, Xylonaceae. The record is from RefSeq and is a predicted model, not a curated record. Bases 138 to 1049 code for a protein of 303 amino acids.